CCCUCCCCAGAAGCAGAGACCCCCGUUCCGGGGCCGCCUGGUGUUCUGCGGGCACGGGACGCUGGAGCGGGACGGGGUCUCGCUGCUGCUCAGCGAUGACGGGGGUCGCAGCUGGCACAGGGGGGGGGUCCUGCCCGCCAUCCCCUUCGGAGCCCCCCGGCGCCCCCACGACUUCACCCCCGACGAGUGCCAGCCGUACGAGCUGCCCGACGGUUCCAUCGCCGUGAGCAUCCGGAACCAGAACCAGUACCGCUGCCGGUGCCGGAUGGUGGCGCGGAGCUGGGACGGGGGGGAGUCGCUGCCCCCCGGCUCGGUCACUCUGGACCCGGCCCUGCCGGACCCUGCGGUGGCCGCGGGGGCGAUCGCGAGCCACGGGCUGGUGCUGUUCAGCAACCCGGCCCACGAGAGCGAGCGCGUGAACCUGACGCUGCGCUGGAGCUUCGACAACGGCACCACGUGGUGGGGGCGUGGCCUGCGCGUGUGGGAGGGGCCGAGCGGGUACUCGGCGCUGGCGGCCUCGCCCCCCGACGAGCUCGGCCACGCCCCCUUGCUCUACCUCAUCUACGAGAAGGGGCGGAGCCUCUCCACAGAGAGCGUCUCAUUGGCCACCAUCAGCCUGGCGGGCGAGCUCUGACCCCGCCCCCCGCGCGCGCAGUAAAGCGAUUGGUUCGGA
Catharus ustulatus (Swainson's thrush) is the source of this 673-nucleotide messenger RNA. RefSeq names its product neuraminidase 1 (gene NEU1). Gene Ontology annotation, molecular function: exo-alpha-sialidase activity. Gene Ontology annotation, cellular component: membrane; lysosome; cytoplasm. The record is from RefSeq and is a predicted model, not a curated record. Gene Ontology annotation, biological process: ganglioside catabolic process; oligosaccharide catabolic process. The transcript is spliced from 4 exons. NCBI's taxonomy places the organism in Eukaryota, Metazoa, Chordata, Aves, Passeriformes, Turdidae. Bases 266 to 634 code for a protein of 122 amino acids.